AGGUUAAACUUGGUCCGGUUAAUUCUGGGUUGGGUUUCGAUCUGCAACUGAUGGCCACCGAUCGCUUGGAAGAGAGACUCGGGAGAAGACGAGGCUAUAUAUUUUUAAUCGAGGGUUAGGGUUACACAAUUAUCUCCUCCAUGGCCAAUUCCAAGACCAAGACCGGAGAAAUGUUUACCUUUGCGCUUUUUUUACUGCUUGUAGGAAGGUUGCAUUGUAACUAAGGAGUCCUAGAGAGAUAGUGUGCUAUCAAAUGCCAUUAUAGAAGAUUUUGGUUUCUUGUUAAUGGGCGCACCCAAGCAAAAAUGGACUGCCGAAGAGGAGUCCGCUCUCAAAGCUGGAGUUCGAAAGCAUGGGGCUGGAAAAUGGCGCACAAUAUUGAAAGAUCCAGAAUUUAGUGGUACAUUAUGUCUGAGGUCGAAUGUGGACCUCAAGGAUAAGUGGCGGAAUUUGAGUGUGACUGCUAAUGGGUGGGGAUCUCGAGAGAAGGCCAGAAUAGCCAUGAAACGGAGCCAACAUAUAGUUAAGCAUGACAAUAGCCCAAAGGCUGUCAGCACGUCAAUCGAAGAUAGUGAUGAUGAAAUACUUGACAUCAAGCCUAUUGCUGUGAGUAGUGAAAAUAUUCAUGUAACUGGUCAAAAAAGAUCAUUCUCACGGAUAGACAAUCUGAUAUUGGAAGCUAUAACGAACUUGAAGGAACCCACUGGAUCUAACAAGACAACUAUUGCGAUGUAUAUAGAGGAUCAAUAUUGGCCUCCUCCAGAUUUUACACGAUUAUUAUCAGCUAAGCUGAAGACAUUGACUGCAAGUGGGAGAUUGAUUAAGGUCAAGCGCAGGUAUAGAAUAGCACCAACAUCAGCUUUUCUGAAAGGAAAAUCAUCUAAUAUUUCUAUUUAUGAGGGAAGACAAAGGGAGCCAUCUGGAUCUGUAGUUGAUGACUUCACACCCCUCUUGAGAUCUCAAGUAGAUGUUGAAUUAGCACGGAUGCGAAAUAUGACUGCACAAGAGGCAGCUGCAGCUGCUGCUCAAGCUGUUGCGGAGGCAGAAGCAGCCAUGGCGCAAGCUGAAGAGGCAGCAAAGGAGGCAGAGGCUGCAGAAGCUGAUGCAGAAGCAGCACAGGCUUUUGCGGAGGCAGCAAUGUUGACUAUUAAAAACAGAAAAACAGCUGACCUGAUAGUCCGAGCUUGACAGGAAUCGACAGGUCAAUGUAGCUUUUCUCCAGAUUCACAACCAACAACGGCCCUUGGGAGUCAACCUCAGGACUCACUGGGUCGUUGUUGGUUCCACGGUGUUGUGACUCCAAACAAUUGUUGUUGUAUAUGCUAAUCGGAAGACCAGGUGUAUGGAGGAGGAGAGCUGGUGCUUCAGAGUGAGAUCUUCCAAAUUGGCUGAUGAUAUUGUGUGCACUCGCCAAAUCUGCAGAUGCUUGUGUAGGAAGCUGAAUGAUUGCCUAUGGGAGAUUGUUGUCUGUAGGGAAAAUCUGACAUGGUGGAACAUUUUCUUUCUUUAUUUUGGAUUAGACUAUUUAGAGCAAUGGGGGGCUUAAUUAUACCACCGGAGACAGCAAUUGUAUUAAAGAUCUCACAAGGAACUCUCGAUUAGGAACACAUUUUUUGAGACAACAUAAAAAUGUCCUUUUAACAUUGAUGAUGCAUUUAAUGUAUUCAGAUGCAUUAUCUUCGGUCAC
Messenger RNA from Musa acuminata subsp. malaccensis (wild Malaysian banana), 1687 nucleotides. RefSeq names its product single myb histone 6. Lineage: Eukaryota; Viridiplantae; Streptophyta; Magnoliopsida; Zingiberales; Musaceae. Gene Ontology annotation, cellular component: nucleosome. Gene Ontology annotation, molecular function: double-stranded telomeric DNA binding. Gene Ontology annotation, biological process: nucleosome assembly. The record is from RefSeq and is a predicted model, not a curated record.